Messenger RNA from Microtus ochrogaster (prairie vole), 2613 nucleotides. RefSeq names its product polypeptide N-acetylgalactosaminyltransferase like 6 (gene Galntl6). The record is from RefSeq and is a predicted model, not a curated record. Gene Ontology annotation, cellular component: Golgi apparatus. Gene Ontology annotation, biological process: protein O-linked glycosylation. NCBI's taxonomy places the organism in Eukaryota, Metazoa, Chordata, Mammalia, Rodentia, Cricetidae. The transcript is spliced from 12 exons. Gene Ontology annotation, molecular function: polypeptide N-acetylgalactosaminyltransferase activity. Bases 76 to 1881 code for a protein of 601 amino acids.
UUCCCAGGAGACAAGAAAGGACUUUCCCAUUACACACAAGAAGCAGGCAACUUUUCUCCACUGUGAGCAUUUGCAAUGAAGAGGAAACAGAAGAGGUUUCUGCAGAUGACUUUGUUAUUCACUGUGGCUUUAAUUUUCCUGCCCAAUAUUGGUCUUUGGUCUUUAUACAAGGAUAAACACCUGGUGAAAUCUGCAGAAGCUGUGGACCAUCAGACGUUUCCACUGGGCCUGGGAGAUGGGCAAUUCUAUUCGUGGACAGAUGGUCUGAGAAGAAAAGACUGGCAUGACUAUGAAAGCAUUCAGAAAGAGGCUUUGCGCUCAGGGAAAGGCGAGCAUGGAAAACCAUACCCCCUUACUGAAGAACACCAGGAUGACUCAGCUUACAGGGAAAACGGCUUCAAUAUUUUUGUCAGCAACAAAAUUGCUUUAGAGAGGUCUCUGCCAGAUAUCCGUCAUGCCAGCUGUAAGCACAAGAUGUACCUUGAAAGGCUGCCAAACACCAGCAUCAUUAUCCCAUUCCACAACGAAGGCUGGACCUCUCUCCUGCGGACCAUACACAGUAUAAUUAACCGAACCCCGGAGAGUCUGAUAGAGGAAAUCAUUCUAGUCGACGACUUCAGUGAUAGAGAACACUUGAAGGAGAAGUUAGAAGAUUACAUGGCUCGGUUUUCCAAAGUGAGAAUUGUUCGCACCAAGAAAAGGGAAGGACUCAUCCGGACCCGACUCCUGGGAGCUUCUGUGGCCAGAGGCGAGGUGCUGACCUUCCUGGACUCCCACUGUGAGGUCAAUGUGAACUGGCUGCCCCCGCUCCUCAACCAAAUUGCGCUAAACCACAAAACCAUCGUGUGUCCCAUGAUCGAUGUCAUCGACCACAAUCACUUUGGGUAUGAGGCACAAGCUGGGGACGCCAUGCGAGGAGCCUUUGACUGGGAGAUGUACUACAAAAGAAUCCCCAUCCCUCCAGAGCUCCAGAGGGCUGAUCCCAGCGACCCUUUUGAGUCUCCUGUUAUGGCUGGAGGUCUCUUCGCAGUGGAUCGAAAGUGGUUUUGGGAACUGGGUGGCUACGACCCAGGCUUAGAGAUCUGGGGAGGCGAGCAGUAUGAAAUCUCUUUUAAGGUUUGGAUGUGUGGAGGAGAAAUGUUUGACGUUCCAUGCUCUAGAGUCGGCCAUAUCUACAGGAAGUAUGUCCCUUACAAAGUUCCUUCUGGGACCAGCCUGGCACGAAACCUGAAGCGUGUGGCUGAGACCUGGAUGGAUGAAUUCGCCGAGUAUAUUUACCAGCGGCGGCCGGAGUACAGGCACCUCUCCACCGGGGACAUCUCUGCGCAGAAGGAGCUGCGCAAGAGACUCAAGUGCAAAGACUUCAAAUGGUUCAUGGCUGCCGUGGCCUGGGACGUGCCUAAAUACUACCCUCCCGUAGAGCCCCUGCCUGCGGCGUGGGGGGAGAUUCGGAGCCUGGCAGCAAACUUAUGUGUGGACAGCAAGCAUGGAGCCACGGGGACGGAGCUGAGGCUGGACGUCUGUGUCAAAGAUGGUUCAGAAAGGACGUGGUCUCAUGAGCAGCUCUUUACUUUCGGGUGGAGAGAAGAUAUCCGACCCGGCGAACCUCUGCACACCCGAAAAUUCUGCUUCGAUGCGAUCUCACACAGCAGCCCGGUCACGCUCUAUGACUGUCACGGCAUGAAAGGGAACCAGCUCUGGGGAUACCGGAAGGACAGAACACUAUUUCAUCCUGUAAGCAACAGCUGCAUGGACUGCAACCCUGCAGAGAAGAAGAUUUUCAUGGCCAGAUGUGACCCUCUCUCUGAGACUCAGCAAUGGAUUUUUGAACAUAUCAACAUGACUAUUUUAGAAAAAAAUAGCUACCCUGCCAGCUCCUAGAAAGGAAAGAAGAGCAAUCACCUACAGAUUGGGAACUGUGUUGUCGCGGGCACCUGGGUCAAAGGAGUCAGGAAUAACGUUUCCUAGAUCUAGGAAGCCUGCUUGAAAGAUGUGUAAACGCCAUGUCAACGUAGGCUGUUCGGGAGGAGUUCCUACAUCUGAAGAACUUGGCUGAGAACCCCACCAGCUGCUGCUGAGAACUGAAGACUAGCAGUUCCCUUGCUGGCCAAGGGUAAAGGUUAUUUAGGGACUGUUCGCCACGACUGCUGAGUUAAUCGAUACUAGCAUUUCUCAGGUCAAAUCCUGCAGUAGUGAGUAGCUAUGAAUGGAUCCUAUUAAUCGGGUGGGAGGGGGGCGGAAACAGAGCGCAUGACUGCUCUGGCAACUUGAGGCUACCACAGGCCUAGAACUAGCCACACUUGAAGGGUGAGCUCUUUGGUGCCAUUCUCUGAGGAGGAGUGGGUUAAGCAGGUUUAACCCUCUAAAGUGCUGCAGAUGAUUUUAGAGUGCUCAUACCAUUCUCUUUUCUUUUGUCUUCUCUUCGCACAAGGGUUCACGGCAUCUGAGACGCACAUCCCAUCUUCUCAUUCACACCUGCCAUUCUCCUUUCAGGGCCUUUACUCUCUGUCAUGGUUCAGAGGAGUCCAUGUUCCACCGAUCAGAUGACGUUCUAAUUCAGCAUCCUUGGAUGAAUCCAGUUAAAGACAAAAACAAACAACAACAACAAAAAAA